This is a messenger RNA of Pieris rapae (cabbage white), 1148 nucleotides long. It is a transcript of the gene mRRF1, whose product is annotated as ribosome-recycling factor, mitochondrial. The transcript has a single exon. The record is from RefSeq and is a predicted model, not a curated record. Gene Ontology annotation, molecular function: ribosomal large subunit binding. Gene Ontology annotation, biological process: translation. Gene Ontology annotation, cellular component: mitochondrion. Lineage: Eukaryota; Metazoa; Arthropoda; Insecta; Lepidoptera; Pieridae. The coding region runs from base 340 to 1089 and encodes 249 amino acids.
UCAGCAAACAAUACCAUCUCAUGAACUUCGUUGACAAAUAAAAACAUAUUGAAGAUUACUGCCAAAACUAAUUGACUGCGGAGGCAUUCCUGGCAUUGUGACUUAUCAUAAAUAGUUUAUCAUAGGUGUCAACAUGAAAAAUGUAAGCUAUGAAUUGUUUCGUUAAUUUAUUUUACGAAACAAGGUGUUGUUUAUCUAGGUUGCUUUCUGCAAUCUGCAUACUCAAUAGUCAAUAGUCAACAGUGAACCGAAAAGUAAAUAACAAUUAGAAUGGAUAAAUUCACCAGAUAUUAUAAUUUAUUUUGAUCUGGUUGCGAACAUAGCAAGCUUUAAUUCAGAAUGGCUAGUCGUUUUUUGCAGCGUUUAGUGUUUUCAAAUUCUUUGAGGAAUAUAAAACCUAACCUCUCUCAACGCCAUGUAGGUAUAAAUUCUUUAAAUACAAAUACAAUUAUAAUCAGAAAUUAUGCUAAAAGUAAAGAUCGAGGUAAAGAGAAAAAAGGCAAAACACCGAAAGUGGAUAUUAAUCCAACAAUGAUGGCAGAAUUAGUUGAUGUGAAUAAGAUAAAAAGUAGAUGCCAAACCUCAAUUGACAAAAUGCGAGAGGAUUUUGCAAAGAAUUUAUCACUAAGAUCGGCAACAGGCUCAAUAGAAUCCUUGCCAAUCAAGUAUGAAGGCAAAGAUUAUGAGUUACAAGAGCUUGCUCAGGUCAUAAGAAAAAAUCCAAAAACCCUUGUUAUAGACUUUUCAUCAUUUCCUCAAGUCAUACCAGAUGUUUUAAAAGCCAUUCAUAGCUCAGGAUUAAACUUAAAUCCACAACAAGAUGGAACUAGGUUGUAUGUCCCUGUACCUAAAGUGACAAAAGAGCAUAGGGAGGCCCUGGCAAAAAAUGCAAAAGCUUUGUAUAUUAAUUGUCGAGAUGCUAUGAAGGACAUUCAAAAUGAGUUUAUUAAAAAGAGUAAAAAACAGACUGGAGUUUCAGAAGACUUAGUUUAUAACAUUGUAAAACAAAUAACUGCCUUAUGUGAACAAUAUCAAACAGAUGCCAAAAACAUAUAUGAAUUAAAAAAUAAAGAACUUCUAGGAAAUUAAAAGCAUUAUUGUAAAGUGGUUAUUGUAGUCUAAUAAAUAUAUAAAAAAAUCAUGUCAUU